CGAGUCAGUUGCAUCCGUGAAGUUGAGUGAGUGUGUACAGUGCGUCCCAGCCAACAGUUCCUUGUUUAUAAAUUUAACAGGUGUAGGUUUGCGAGCUCGUUUACACCAGAACAAGGAGCUGUGCUGUAUACGGUCAGUUGGGAAUUAAAACCCUUGGCCACUGUAUCAACAUGACGGACAGGCUCAAUUUCAGCGAUAAAAGUGAAUGCAUCUUGAUACAUAUUGGCCAAGCAGGUUGCCAAAUGGGGAAUGCAUGUUGGGAGUUGUUCUGUUUGGAACAUGACAUCACACCUGAUGGACGUAUGCUCUCUACCCCGGUCAUUGAAGAAGGGUACAACAACUACCAUUCCUUUUUCCACGAGGUUGGCUCUGGCCAACACGUCCCUCGGGCGAUCUUUGUUGAUCUGGAACCAACUGUAAUUGAUCAAAUUAGAAACGGACCAUACCGUCAACUGUUUCACCAAGACAAAAUGAUCACUGACAAGGAAGAUGCAGCAAACAACUAUGCUCGUGGAUUCUAUACGAAUGGCAAGAAAAUACUUAACAGAACUCUUGAAAGUAUUCGCAAACUGGUAGAUAAUUGCUCCAGUCUCCAAGGCUUUCUCAUCUUCCACUCACUAGGUGGUGGCACUGGAUCAGGUUUUACUGCAUUGUUAAUGGAAAGUUUAACAGUGGCUUAUGGUAAGAGGACCAAGCUGGAAUUCAUAGUCUGUCCUUCUCCUAUGAUGUCUACUGCAGUUGUAGAACCAUACAAUGCUGUCCUAACAACUCAUACAACUAUUGAAAAUGCAGAAUGUGUUUUUAUGGUCGAUAAUGAGGCCCUUUUUGAUAUCUGUACUAAUAUGCUUGGGGUUGAACGCUCCACUUACUUCAAUCUUAAUCGGCUUAUUGCCCAAGUUGUUGCCUCACUAACAGCUUCCUUGCGCUUUCCUGGUUCAUUAAAUGUAAAUUUAACAGAAUUUCAAACAAAUUUGGUCCCUUUUCCAAGGGUUCAUUUUCCACUCGUCAGCUAUGCCCCACUGCACCCAGCAGCGACAGCAGCUUUUGAGCGGCUGUCUGUUCCAGAGAUCACCAAAGCAUGCUUUGAACAUACCAACCAGAUGGUUAAGUGUGAACCGCAAUUCGGGAAGUAUAUGUCUUGCUGUCUGCUAUAUCGGGGUGAUGUAGAGCCCACUGAUGUGCAUGCAGCCAUUGCUGAAGUAAAGGCUCACCACACCAUAAACUUUGUUGAAUGGUGUCCAACUGGUUUCAAGGUAGGUACAAACUCCAUGCCACCUGUUGUAGUUCCAGGUGGGGAUUUAUCAAAAGUAGACCUUGCUGCAUGCUUGAUUUCAAAUACGACGGCAAUUGGUGAUGUUUGGGCUCAAAUAGAUCAUAAGUUUGAUUUGAUGUUUGCCAAACGUGCAUUCUUGCACUGGUUUAUGGCAGAGGGAAUGGAAGAUGAAGAAUUCAUGGAGGCCCGUGAUGAUCUAUCCGCACUUGAGGAGGAUUACAAAGAUUUAGCCGAAAAUACUUACAGUUUGGACCGAAAGAAUUACUCAACCAGUUAAACAGAGUACUCUACUGUACCAUCAUAAUUUCUGAGGGUUGGUAACCUCCACUCUGAAUGUUUUGGGCUGUUUUUAACCAAUCCUGCAAGAUUUUGUAUAUCUCUGGGGACCCAGUUUUUUAAUUUCAUUCAUCCAUCCCAGUUUUCAUUUGUUUUCCUGUUAGUGUAGCCUCUUCACUAUCCGCAAUAAGAGCAUUGCGCAUCAUCUGCUCCACACCAUAAUCUGCUAAGUGCCAAAAAAGAAAGUGGAGGAAAAUGGUCAGGGAGGAUAUGUGACAUACAAUAUUCUUAUCAGAGGACUCACCCACAUCUACAAGUUCCAAAUUGACUCUCUGUUGUACCCAGGAGACAGAGGAGAGAUUGGGAAUACAUUUCAUUGAUAUAUCGUUCUUAACGGGUUAAGGUCCGAAGCUCCUCAUAUAUGAUAUUACUAUACCAUUAACCUUUAAUCUCUUCAUCAUCACUUAUAACUUUUCUUAUUAAGAAUUCUGAAUAUAUAUUAUACAAUGUUGGAGAUAGAAACAGCCUUGUCUUACUCCUUGUCUACCUAUGAACCUAUUAGUAAGUUUAUUAUUUACUGACACUGCAUCCUCCUAUUGCCAGUAAAGAUUUUUUAGAAUUCUGAUACAGUAUCUCCUUCAUUAAUGCCUAUCUUUUCCAAGAUCUCUAUAAGUCUAUCUUAUUUAUUUUUUUAUUUGUCUAGUUCCUCUUAUAUCCGCUUAAGUUUUCCCCAGUCUCUUAAGUUACUGCAGUACUAUUUUUCUUUAUUUUUUGAAACUCUUUAAGUCAUAGUCAGUGUUUUAGAGGUUUUGAUCUUAUUGUCUUAAGGAAGAAUGUGCAUUUUCUUUUUUUUUCACUUUCUUAUGUUUUCUUUUCGGUGUUUUACACCAGGUUUUUAUUUUUUUUGCCAUAAAGUAGACUGUUCAUUGAUUCACUUAUGUUAAUUUCGAAUGUAAACAAAAAAAAAGGAAA
Molecule: messenger RNA, 2521 nt
Organism: Homarus americanus (American lobster)
Lineage: Eukaryota; Metazoa; Arthropoda; Malacostraca; Decapoda; Nephropidae
Product: tubulin alpha-4A chain-like
Exons: 3
Coding region: 171-1550 (459 amino acids)
Biological process (GO): microtubule cytoskeleton organization; mitotic cell cycle
Cellular component (GO): microtubule; cytoplasm
Molecular function (GO): GTP binding; structural constituent of cytoskeleton
Source: RefSeq, a predicted model, not a curated record